AUGGAGACGACCUUUGAGGACGCACUAGAUAUGGUGUGCAUGGAUGAUGUCCUACCGCCAGCCUCUUCACCUGAACCUGAUUCUCCACAACAGAAGAAGAAGAAGGCCAGACGGCGUGGACCGCGGCUGACAGGCGUGAGCAAGCAGAGACGUCUUGCAAAUGCUCGAGAAAGAAACCGUGUACAUAUCUUGAACAUGAACAUCCAAGUCCUCAGGGAAUUGAUUCCACUACCACCACAAGAAAAAGAACCAACCAAGACAGAAAUUAUUUGGAUGGCUGCAAAAUAUAUUGCACUUCUUGGAGAUAUGUUGGAUCAGGAACCGUUCGAUUUUGAAGAAUGCAGUGUUCUUAGUGAUCUGUUUUUGGAUGCGUUUUGCUAG
Actinia tenebrosa (Australian red waratah sea anemone) is the source of this 381-nucleotide messenger RNA. Its product is annotated as helix-loop-helix protein 15-like. Gene Ontology annotation, molecular function: DNA-binding transcription factor activity, RNA polymerase II-specific; RNA polymerase II transcription regulatory region sequence-specific DNA binding; protein dimerization activity. NCBI's taxonomy places the organism in Eukaryota, Metazoa, Cnidaria, Anthozoa, Actiniaria, Actiniidae. Gene Ontology annotation, biological process: developmental process; regulation of transcription by RNA polymerase II. The record is from RefSeq and is a predicted model, not a curated record.